Messenger RNA from Penicillium taxi, 1440 nucleotides. RefSeq lists its product as uncharacterized. Lineage: Eukaryota; Fungi; Ascomycota; Eurotiomycetes; Eurotiales; Aspergillaceae. The record is from RefSeq and is a predicted model, not a curated record. The transcript has a single exon. The coding region runs from base 1 to 1440 and encodes 479 amino acids.
AUGGAUUCCCGAUCGCUCGUGCAUCGUCGUACCGAUAGCACUCUGAAAACAGUCAUGCGAAAGAUUUUCAGCAGGAAACGCCAGAGCCAGGCUGAUGACGUGGAAGAACGUCCCAAUGAGUCCUACUUCCCUGCUAAUCGCAGGAGGCUAGGACUGUCGGAGCGAGCACCCUCUUCUCUGGCCAUGCCUGCACCGCUUGAGUCUCCGCGAAAUAGUCCUCUUUCAGUUGUGAAUCUGCAACAUCAGGCUAUGAUGACGAAUUUUGCUCCAUCUCUCCUAAGGACGGGUUCCUUAGGGCCACAUGCCAUGCUGGCACGUCGACGGCGAGCUACACUUCCCAGUGUGAUCUUCUCCGAGGAUGAAUCACGAUAUGCGGCGCCCUCUCUUGUUGUCUCAGAUCCCCAGGACGACCGAUCUACUAGGCCAGACUCACGAUAUAGCUACCUUCAGAACCCUCGAUCUAAAAGUACAGACGCACUACAAGACUUAGUAGAGCAAGAGAAACCUGUUGAUCUUUCGACAUGGCCAAUCCGGAAACCUACGGAUGAUUCAAUCCCUCGUUCGGCAUCUCCACCUUUUAAGAGAAGCUCUGUUGGCGGCCAAUCCCCGAGGCCUUCCACUGGGACCACAGUGACUAGUAUCACUCGAGGAUCGAUACAGUCUCUCUUGGACUCAGACCAAGUUAGUCUACCGCCGAACGUGGGCAAUUUUGUCCACGCAAUGCAGCACGUUGACGGUCUCACUGUGGAACAGCGGCUGAACACAAUUGAGGUGAAGAUGAUAGACCUAGAGUUUGCUAUUGCCCGCAUGCAAUCAGGUCCUGUAUCAAACUUGGAAAAAACUAAAGAGCGACCAUCAAAGCAGCCACCACGACACAAGCAUGCGCCUGCAGAAAUUAGGCGCAGCAAGAUUUCCCCUGGAUACUUGAGCACUAAGGAUCACGAGGAGUUACCCAGCCUCCCAAAAAGCCGUCCAACAAGCACGAGCACAAUCCGUCCGGAUAAGAAAGUGCACCCAGUCCGACCCGCCACAUCGAGCGCAUCCUUAUCCGAGUUCAACGGUGUUUCAAUAGAGCAAUACAGCACUCUCGUCACCCUACUCCGUCGUGAGCAGACAGCCCGCAGGACUUUGGAAGGCCAAGUAGCCAGUCUCCGCGACGACAUUCGCCAGAUCCAACGAGCAGCACUACAGUCAAUGGAGAUGGGGACGAUGUACCCAAUCCGCAGCGUUGAUUCAGAGGACAUGCUCCGUUUUCGACGUGCGCUAGACGACGGUGAAUUGUCAAUUCGCGACGAGAAGCCCAAUCAAAAUAUGAGUAUCCCAUUCGACGAUAGUGACUCGGAUUGGGAACGCCACAAUGGCAAUUUUCGAGAUGAUCAGUUCACUCCUUCCAAAUGGAGUGGGCCUGGUCGUCGAGUUAUCACGGUUCCCAUGAUUUGA